Molecule: messenger RNA, 1357 nt
Organism: Zeugodacus cucurbitae (melon fly)
Lineage: Eukaryota; Metazoa; Arthropoda; Insecta; Diptera; Tephritidae
Product: acyl-CoA Delta-9 desaturase
Exons: 5
Coding region: 163-1221 (352 amino acids)
Biological process (GO): unsaturated fatty acid biosynthetic process
Cellular component (GO): endoplasmic reticulum membrane
Molecular function (GO): iron ion binding; stearoyl-CoA 9-desaturase activity
Source: RefSeq, a predicted model, not a curated record
UUAAUGGUGGGUAUAUAGUAUAUAUGUAUUGCUUUUGAAAAUCCGUUUUCUAUUUCGAAUUUAGUAACUUACUUUAGUUCAGUUUGUGACAGCACGCACAGUGGUUGACCGGUAGAUUUGGAUUCGCAAAAAUAUAAAGUGUUCUAAAAAGCCUUUUCGAAAAUGGAAACUCAAAACAGUGGCGCAGAUAAUGUGGAAACCCAACAACAACAACAGCAAACAGAGACAUUAACGUCGACAGACAACACCAAAGAAUGCCCCAAACGCAUUAAACGCGAGGCGAGCUGGCCUUCUGUGCUCUUUUACCUGCAUUUGCAUAUACUUGGACUCUAUGGAAUUUUUAUAAUGUUUACGAGUGCCUCAUUGCUGACAAUAUUAUUCACAUUCACUUUGACCUUUCUGGGUAUUUUGGGUGCAACGGCUGGUGCUCAUCGCCUGUGGGCGCAUCAAACGUAUACAGCUAGCACUUCGCUAAGAAUAUUCCUGAUGCUGUGUCAAACCCUAGCUGGACAGGGCUCUAUCUAUGGAUGGGUACAAACGCAUCGUCUGCAUCAUCAGAAAUUCCGGCAAGAAGAUGAUCCCUUCUACAGCGGACGCAAUUUCUUGGCCGCACAAGUGCAUUCACAAAUCAUGAGCUACACACCGGAACAAGAACAAUUGCUCAAGCAAGUCGAUAUGUCGGAUAUCGAAGAGGAUAAGGUGGUUAUGUUUCAAAAAAAGUAUUACUGGGUGCUCUACUUCUUCUUGCACGUUCUGUUGCCCGUCAAUGCACCGCUUGAGUAUUGGGGCGAUUCGAUCGCGUCGGCCACUUUCGUGGCUUUCUCGCUGCGUUACCUGAUCGUUUUGAAUGUCUGUUGGCUUAUUAAUUCGGCACAUUUCAUUUGGGGUUUGGACAAAAACUUCAAAGCCUCCGACUCGAAUAGCGUUUUCUUCAUAACGAAGAGCUAUUGGCCGCAAUACCACUAUCUGUUGCCCAAUGACUAUCAGAGCGGUGAGUUCGGCGAUUAUAGCAACGACUUCAUUACAGCGAUGAUACGUGUAUUUGCUGCUCUCGAUUUGGCCAUGGAUCUGCGCACCAUAAGUUCGGUGGCCGUGCGCAAAGGUUUGACGACUGCUGUAGAAACGGGACGUCCAAUUGUCGAAUGCAUUCAGCAGCACGCUACGGAGGAAUUUGACGAAAUGCCGAAGAAUCAUUUCUUGAAUCGCGAUCGUUUUAUGUAGAGUGUAUUUAAUCGAUACUGUAUUUGAGUAUAGCAUUAUUAGUCAAAUAAUAUAGACAUGAUAUUCACCUUUUGCACUGAUGAGUGUAAUCUUAUGAGAAACCUCAGCUUUUUUCAAAUAAAUAUCAAUCAAUAAA